UUCGUUCAUUCGUUACGUUCGUUCUUCUCUUCGUUUCGUUGUUUCGCAGUCACGUCACUAGGAUAAACAACAGAAAAAUCAUUCGGAAAUAUUACACGUGUUAAAAUUUGAAAUAUUUCAGUUUUGAUUCAGGAGAGAGAGAGAGGAAGUGGUGGAGAGAGAAAGAGGAGAAGAAAAAAUGUCUGCUACUGUCUGCUAUAGGUGCAACCAAUCGGGUCAUUUUGCCCGAGACUGUUCCCAACAAGGAGGAGGAGGCGGCGGCGGCGGCUCCAGCUACUCGUCCAGCUCCAGGGGAGGGAGGGAGAAAUGCUACAAGUGCAACAGGUUUGGACACUUCGCCAGGGAGUGCAAGGAGGAGGAUCGCUGCUACCGUUGCAGUGGCGUCGGCCACAUCGCUAAGGACUGCUCGCAGAGUUCUGACGAACCAUCGUGCUACAACUGCAACAAGUCUGGUCACAUUGCCCGCAACUGCCCUGACUCUGGGUCUCGUGGUAACUUCGCCACUUGUUACAACUGCAACAAGUCUGGGCACUUUGCGCGGGACUGCCCGGAGAGUGGGAAGACUUGCUACGUUUGCGGAAAGUCCGGACACAUUAGUCGGGACUGUGAAGAAAAGAAUGGGUAACUUUUUUGGGUAUUUUAACAUUUGUUGUACGGAAUAUUUGGGAAUCAAGACGUCCAAAUUGUAUGCUUUAUGAAUAAAUUUUAUUUAUGAA
Molecule: messenger RNA, 716 nt
Organism: Macrosteles quadrilineatus (aster leafhopper)
Lineage: Eukaryota; Metazoa; Arthropoda; Insecta; Hemiptera; Cicadellidae
Product: CCHC-type zinc finger nucleic acid binding protein-like
Exons: 2
Coding region: 179-625 (148 amino acids)
Molecular function (GO): nucleic acid binding; zinc ion binding
Source: RefSeq, a predicted model, not a curated record